Zophobas morio is the source of this 796-nucleotide messenger RNA. Its product is annotated as dynein axonemal light chain 4. The record is from RefSeq and is a predicted model, not a curated record. Bases 116 to 433 code for a protein of 105 amino acids. Gene Ontology annotation, cellular component: dynein complex. The transcript is spliced from 2 exons. Gene Ontology annotation, biological process: microtubule-based process. NCBI's taxonomy places the organism in Eukaryota, Metazoa, Arthropoda, Insecta, Coleoptera, Tenebrionidae.
UUUCCGUCAGGCGCCAAUUUACAAUUUUGCUGUAAACUAUCCGCACUUCUCUUUAACUAAAAAAGUUUUAAACUCUUUACUCGCAUACUUUUAAGUUUUAUCAAUUAAUGGUACAAUGGGUGAUGGCGAAGGCCGUGAGAAACAAGAAGAAACUAAAAAAAUCAUACACACUUACCCCCUGAUAAGGCACUCAGAUAUGCCCGAGGAAAUGAAACAAGAAGCGAUGGAAUUAGUGGUGACCGCUUGUGAGAAAUACUCGACCAAUAAUGAGGCGGCGGCAAAAAUGAUCAAGGAUGAAAUGGAUAAAAAAUUCGGGCCCCCUUUUCACGUUGUAGUGGGUGAGGGUUUCGGUUUUGAGAUCUCGUUUGAGUGUACGAAUCUUCUCUAUAUGUUUUCUGGAGGGAAUUUAGCCAUAGUGGUGUGGAAAUGCUAAAGUUUGAAUAGGGGAAUUAUUUAUUGGAUUAUAUAAAAGCUCAUUAGUAUACAUACAUUACUGUCUUUAUAAUAUAAUAUUUCAGUCAUUUUAUACAAAAUAAAACAAGUAAUUGACAAUCACUUGGAAUAUAAUCGCCCGGACAGUGAUGUGAGAGUGAAAUGUCAAUUAGGAUUAAACAGGAGAGAUAAAUCAGUCUAACAAUCAACUAUGAAACAAUAAAAUUUUAAAUUAAAACUUAAAACAAUCAGAGGAGUAAUAUAUUGGUUAAACUCCGUCAAAUGUACGUAUAUAAUAUGUCCAUCCGACGGCUACCUAACCACACUUCGUCAAUAAAAACCGUUAAAACAAUUUAAUUGCACA